Molecule: messenger RNA, 3618 nt
Organism: Zygotorulaspora mrakii
Lineage: Eukaryota; Fungi; Ascomycota; Saccharomycetes; Saccharomycetales; Saccharomycetaceae
Gene: SCP160
Product: Scp160p
Exons: 1
Coding region: 1-3618 (1205 amino acids)
Biological process (GO): nuclear division
Cellular component (GO): cytoplasm; nucleus
Molecular function (GO): mRNA binding
Source: RefSeq, a predicted model, not a curated record
AUGUCUGCUAGUGUUGAAAAUGAAGUAGAUAUCGAAACACCACCAACCUCUGUUGACUCUUCGCAAGUGAAAACGGAGGAUUCACUAGAUAGUGAGGCCGUUCUGGUCGAGGAGCCCAAACCCUUACCAUCACUUAAGGAUCUGCCAUCGCUAUGUUCAAAUACCAGUUUAGGCAGUGCUAAAGUUGCAUGGGGUCCUCACGUGAGACCACCUGCACCUUCUACUGUCUCCUCAUCACCCUCUCCAUCACCGUCGUCCAACAAGUCCAACUCUAGACCUAUGCGGUCAAAGACGAUUCAAGAGGCUUUCACGUUAGAUUUACAAAGCCAGCUGUCAAUUAAUAAACCCGAAUUCUCACGUAUUGUCCAAAGUGUGAAGCAGACACAUUCCGUUUCCGUCGAAUCUACUUUGUCUAAGAACUCCCGUACUUUCUUAAUCUCAGGAUAUCCAGAGAAUGUACGUGAAGGAAGAAGAGAACUCAUCAAAAAGUUGACCAAGCCUAUUGUGGAUGUCUUUCAGGUUCCUUCUGGCUGCAAAGCAGCCAUUAUUGGCUCUGGCGGUAAACAUAUUAGAGAAAUCCAAGAUUCGCUUGGUGUUAGGAUAAAUUUGGCUAAGGAAAACAAUCCGGACUCUUUCGAUGAGGACUUGAAUGAUUUCACUUCGGACAUUUCUAUCGAGGGUGAUAUCGAAUCUGUAAAACUAGCAAAACAAAGAAUCGCCAAAACAGUUAAAGAAGAAACUAAGAAUGCUUCAAUCAAAAUUUCCUUGGAAAAUGAAUCUUUUGUUCCUUUUGUUGACUUCUCUUCCUUUUCAUCCGACGAUGAUGUCAAGGUGCAGUUUUUUGAAAAGUCUGGUGACAUCUUAAUAUCCGGCCUUUUAGAAGAUGCUAAGGCAACAAAGAUCAAGAUUCAGGAUUACUUGAAGCAACUUGAAACUGAAAUUACGGAAGAAAGAAUUGUAAUUCCAAGAAAAUUUCAGUUUUUAAUCGAUGUUGAGGAAAUUAGAGAAAAAUUCAAUGUGGUGGUCAAAUUACCAACCAAGUCAGUCGAAGACCAAAAAGUCUCAUUUUUGGGUACGUACUCCACGGUUAAAGAAGCAAUAGAUUUUGCAAGGACGUCAUCCAAAGCUUACGCUGUCGAUACUUUAGAUAUCUCCAAGUCUCACAGUAAAAAUCUGUCUCACGCAAAAAAUCUAGCCUUAUAUUUCUCAAAAUAUGAUGCUUUAAAAAAUAUUCAAGAUGCUCACCCAGACACAAAGAUUCUCUUACCAUCCCCAGAAGAGUUAGCUCUUGCCGAAAGUGUUGACAUUUUAAUUAGUGGAAAGAACGAUCAAACUGAUGAAAUAAAAAACGUUAGAAAGGAACUGAUCUCUUUGGUCAACGAUAUUACCCCACAAGAUACUCUGAUUAUCGAUGAUUUAGAUUUCGAGUUAUUUGGCAAAGAAAUUAAAAAAAUCCUACUGGGGCAAGAGAACGAGGCUAGUCUUGUUCAAUUUGUCCAGUUUGGUGAUUACUACCCUGACAAUGAUUCCAUUUUGUUGGUUGCUACUCCUUCAAAUGAGGAUUUCAAGCCAUCUGUGGAAGAAAUCAAGCAGAGAUUGGACCAGGUAAGCUCCUCUUUGGAGUCUUUACGCAGCAAACAGAACAAUUUGGAAACUAAAACCAUACAUCUAUCUUCGAACGAUCAAAACUCCCUAUUCCUCGACUCAAAGGUUACCUUAGGUUUGAUUUCAGAAGAAGCUAAUCAAGAAGAAGGUCAUUUGCAGAUCAAACUACACACUCCAAGCGAUGAUGAAAUUACUUUGAGAGGAAAUGGUAAGGCACUUAAAGUUGCUGCCAAGGCAUUCGAAUGCACAGCCAAAGCGCCAUCUAAAAAAGCUAAAACUACUGUUGAAAUUCCAGCAAAUGCAGUCGCUAGGUUAAUCGGAAGUAAAGGCUCUAAUUCUCAACAAAUUCGUGAAAAAUUCGAUGUUCAAAUUGAUAUUCCCUCAGAAACUGAAAACGGGAAAAGUGUUGAAGUGACACUAACAGGCUUACAAUACAAUAUGGACAUAGCCAAGAGCUACAUUGCAGCUGAAGCAAAAAAAUGGGCCGACAUUGUUUCCAAAGAACUGAUCGCACCGCAAAAAUACCAUCGUAAUUUGAUUGGACCUCAAGGUAUCUACUGUCAACGUUUACAAGACAAAUAUAAUGUUCGUGUUAUGUUCCCAAAGACUGGCGAUUCAAUUACUAUCAGAGGUCCUUCUCGUGGUGUUGCAAAGGCUUACGAAGAAUUGAAAGCGUUACUUGAUUUUGAAAUGGAAAACGGUCAUAAAUCUGUUAUUAAGAUCAAAACGGAGUGUGUUUCCAGGAUCAUUGGUAAGAACGGUGAUGUCAUCAAUGACAUAAGAGCCGAUUACGGUGUUCGUGCAGAUUUUUUGCAAAGCUCCAGUGAUGCCAAGGCGCAGGAGCUCGAAGAAGUUGAUUUAGAAAUUACGGGCUCUAGACAAGCAAUCAAAGAUGCGGUCCAAAAAAUUAAUUCUAUCAUCGCUGAAGUGCAAGAUUUUGUCAAAAAGACGAUUGAUGUCGAUCCUAAGUAUCACGGAAUCAUUCUUGGUAGUGGUGGGCGCAAUCUCAGAGAACUUAUGUCUAAAGCCGGAGGUGAUGAAUGUAAAAGUAGAUUUGUUGACAUACCAAAGGCUAAUUCUGAAUCUCGUGUUAUUACUGUGGAAGGACCAAAGAAAUUUGUUGACAGCUUUGCUAAAGAAAUAAAAAAGAUUAUUGAAGAUGGUGAAAACAGCAUUACAAAGGAAUUGGACAUACCAUCUGAAAGACAAGGAGCAUUAGUGGGACCUGGUGGUGUUGUUCGCCGUCAACUGGAGUCUGAGUUCCAUGUCAUUUUGAAAAUUCCAAACAAAAAUGAAGAAGGUAGAGUUACGAUCACUGGUUUACCAGAAAAUGUUGCAAAAGCUGAAAAGAAAAUAUCGUCAGAUAUUGUCAAGGAAAAUUUUGAUCAUGAACUACAGGUGCCAGCCAAAUACCACGAAUUCGUAUCUGAACGGGGUGCUUUAAUUAGAGAUCUAAGAAGCUCCGAGUCCAUUAAUGUGAGACACGGUAAUGGUACUAAAAAAGCUAACCAAAUCAUCCGUAGAUCUAUUAUCGUUCCUGCUGAAAGAGUUCGUGGAUCUGGAGACGAAAAGAUCAAAUUCAUUAGCGAAGAAAUUGACUCUUCUGAAGAAAGCGCCUUAGAAGGAACGAUCCCUUGGAGAUUAUCAUAUGAACCUGUUAAUUUAGAUGAUCUCUUUGAAGAUGACGACGCAAAGAAAACCAAGACAGAAAGUGAUCCAAGCAAUGAUAGCAACAAAAAGCAGUCGGCCAUUGAAAAAGCGGUGAAGAUAAUUGAGGGCAGAAUUGCAUUGGCUCCAAGUGCCAAUACUGUUGGCUACAUCUGGACAGCUAAUCCAAAGAAUUUUAAUAAAAUUGUCGGACCUGCUGGUUCUAAUAUCAAAAAGCUCAGAGAAGCUACCGGCACCGUUAUUAAUGUUCCAAAAAAAUCUGAUAAAAUUAAUGAUACUAUUGUCAUUAAAGGCACAAAAGAAGGUGUUGAAAAAGCAGCUGAUAUGAUCACAAAGCAGUUGUAA